Penicillium salamii is the source of this 981-nucleotide messenger RNA. NCBI's taxonomy places the organism in Eukaryota, Fungi, Ascomycota, Eurotiomycetes, Eurotiales, Aspergillaceae. The record is from the annotation of a GenBank genome assembly.
AUGUCACAACCCAACCCGAACGAACGGAUUCAAGUCGAUACAAGCGACGAUGACUCCCUCUUCGACUCCCAAUCCCUCCUAGGCUCCAGCCUCUCCUUCGCCUCCUCAGUCCGCGACUACAACUACGAAAAUGGCCGCCGCUACCACGCCUACCGCAACGGCCAAUACCCCUUCCCAAACGAUGAAGAAGAACAAGACCGACUAGCCCUAACCCACCACCUCUUCAAACUCCUCCUGGGUGGCUCCCUCCACCGCGCCCCCAUCGCCUCCGCCACCCGAAUCCUAGACAUAGGAACGGGCACGGGCGAAUGGGCUCUCGAAAUGGCCGAACUGCAUCCCCAAGCGUAUAUCCUGGGUACAGAUCUCUCCCCUAUCCAGCCUAGCUGGGCGCCGCCGAAUUGUCGGUUUUUCAUCGAUGAUGCGGAAAGUGAUUGGACUUUCGAUCGGGAUGAGAAAUUCGAUUUUAUUCAUGCGAGGAGUUUGUCGGGUGGUGUUGGGGAUUGGCCGAGGUUGUUGAAGCAGGCGUUUACGAACCUGAAGCCAGGGGGCUGGUUUGAGGCACAGGAGUUUGAUCUCUUUAUUGUUUCUGAAGAUGGGACUCAUGAGGAGGCUACGGCUUUGGCUACUUGGAAGGAUUUGUUGGUUAAGGCUAGUACCAAGUUUGGGAAGCCUAUGGAUGUGGUGAGGCGGUUGGAGGAGUGGAUGGGGAAUCAGGGAUUUGGCAACGUCGCCGCUGAUAAAUACAAGUGUCCUGUUGGCGGAUGGGCCAAGAACCAUCGAUUAAAAGAUAUUGGACGUGUGGGGAAAGUGAUUCUCUUGGAGAUUGUUGAGCCGUACACGCUUGCUCUCUUUACUCGUGUGCUGGGCUUCUCAUAUCAGGAUGCCCAGGAAUUGAUGGAGCAAGUGCGUGCUGAGCUGGUGAGCAAUUCCUAUCACCUCUACACGACCUUCCAUUUCAUCUACGGGCAAAAACCACUGUGA